Molecule: messenger RNA, 970 nt
Organism: Talpa occidentalis (Iberian mole)
Lineage: Eukaryota; Metazoa; Chordata; Mammalia; Eulipotyphla; Talpidae
Gene: FCER1A
Product: Fc epsilon receptor Ia
Exons: 4
Coding region: 33-818 (261 amino acids)
Biological process (GO): cell surface receptor signaling pathway
Molecular function (GO): transmembrane signaling receptor activity
Source: RefSeq, a predicted model, not a curated record
UCCAGCCCAGUCGGCACCUGGGGCAAGAGGAGAUGCCUCCCGUCAUGUGCCCCUCUGUCCUGCUGAGGACCGCUCUGAUGCUUUUCUAUAUCUCUCUACAGUCUGAUCUUUCUGAAGCUACUAGGAAAUCUGAGGUAUCCUUGUAUCCCCCAUGGAAUAGAAUAUUUCGGGGAGAGAAUGUGACUUUUACAUGUUCUGGGGACGAUACCCUCCAAUCUGACUCCACCAGCUGGUUCUUCAAUAACACCGAUUUAAACGUGACAAGCUCAAGUUUUGACAUUGUGAAUGCUAAUCACUUGAACAGUGGAGAAUACAGAUGUCAGAACAAAAAUUUUAACCAAAGUAAACCUGUGUACCUACGUGUCUUCAGUGACUGGUUGCUCCUUCAGGCCACUGCUGAGGAGGUGAUAGAGGGUGAUACCCUCUUCAUCAGGUGUCAUGGCUGGAAGAAUUGGGAAGUCAAAAAGGUGACAUACUACAAGGAUGGCAUAGCUCUCAAGUACUGGUAUGAGAAUCACAACAUCUCCAUUGCCAGCGCCACCAUAGAAAACAGCGGCAACUACUCCUGCGUGGGAAGCAUUUUGAAAUUUCAGUAUAAUUCUAGUUCCCUCAAAAUUACUGUAAAAAAAGGUCCUCACCAAAACAUCUACUGGCUACAGCUUCUUAUCCCAUUGUUGGUGGUGAUUUUGUUUGCUGUGGACACAGUAUUGUUUAUCUUCACCCGGCAAGAGUUCAAAUUUCUUUUGAUGAUUAAGAGCACCAGGAAAGGGGGCAGACCUAUGAACCCACGUUAUAAGUCAGACCCCAAAAAGAACUGACACCAUGGUUUAAGACCCAUUUGCAGCAGCAAUUGCUCUCAGUCGUCAAACCCAGCUCAAAAUGUACAUUGAAAGGUCUGCACUCAAGGUUUUAUACAACUGCUUAAUUAUCCAACCCAAACUGAUUCAGUGGCAUGUAAUAGCUCAAUAAA